UGGUGUUUUAGUGGGUGACGUGGUGCUGCAGCAACGCACACACACGCACGAUGCGACCCUUUGCAACAAUAACAAACCGGCGUCGCGACGCCAUUGGUCGAGCGACACGUGCCUCCCGUCGCGGGAUAUUUUUCCGCUCAACGUCGCGCGCGCCAAGGGUCGCAACGUGUCGUGUUUUUCCCGUUUUUUCGAUCGCCCUGUACGUAUUUAUUUUUGAAGACCCGACGGCCGACGUCCCGCCGGCCCGCGGGGGACGCUGGGAAACUCAAAAUUCAAAAAGAAAAACGAUGGUAGCAGCGUGACGCGCCACCACCAGCAGCAUGACGCAGUCGCACUACUCCCUGAGAUGGAACAACCAUCAGUCCCACAUCUUGGCCGCGUUCGAUGCUCUCCUCCAAUCGGAAACCCUAGUGGACGUGACGCUGGUGUGCGCGGAGACCUCUGUCCGAGCCCAUAAGGUAGUUUUGAGCGCCUGUUCGCCGUUCUUCCAGCGUGUCUUCUCGGAGAACCCCUGCAAGCACCCCGUCAUCGUGCUGAAAGACUUCAGCGGUUGGGAGGUCCAAGCGAUAGUCGAUUUCAUGUACAAGGGCGAGAUCAGCGUAGUACAAGAGCAGCUGCAGAGCCUGAUCAAGGCUGCGGAGAGUCUCCAGGUUAGAGGGUUGGCGAACCAGGACCCGUUCGGGGUCGACAAGGAGUCGACGAGUAUCAUCAACCAAACGCCGACCCCGUCGAACUCUCCGAACGACUUCGAAAGGGGUUACAUAUCGAACGGGAAGUUUCCGACCCCGGGGGUGACAAUUCGUACUCCUGGCGAACGAAUCUCGCCUUUCUCGCCUAUCCAGAACAACUACGAACCGCCGGUGAAGCUACCUCACAUGCCCAGACUGACGUUCCAAGAGACGCUGAUGCCGAGACAAGACUGUCAGUCUCCUAUGCCGAGGAGGAAACAGGCGAGACCACGUAGGAGAUCGGGAGAGUUGUGCGGCGCCCAAGACCUCACCACCAAUCAGACGAAGCAACCGCUUUCUCCGCCAGGAGAAGAAACGGCGGAGAACCUCUGCAUCAAGAAGAAGGAAGAGAAGGUGAAGGAGGAGAGGAAGUCGUGCACGCCUGAACCUCCGGAGAUGGACUUGAGCACGCAUAGCAGCGGUAAAGAUUUUCGGGGCUCCCCUAUCGCCGCCACCCAACCCGGUCUCAGUUUGAAGCAGGAGAUUGACAGUCAGUCGUUGCCGUUCCCGCCUAUGCCUGCGGUAUCGGCACUCGCCAUGACACCUCCGCAUAGUAAGUUUUUCGGCCUCGACUCUCCAUUGGGACUGUUUCCACCCGGAUUGGACGGAUGUAGGAACCCCCUGUUCGACAUGACGGACCCCAGGGCUGCGGUCGACACCCCCAUGUUUAUCAAAAAGAAAAUGGGCAGACCGAAAGGGCAGCACUCGGCACCCCGAGGAGGUCCGCCCCGCUCGUGGACCAACGCCGAACUCACCGAAGCCCUCCAGCACGUGUGGAACAAGAAAAUGACCACCAGCCAAGCGUCCAGGAUAUUCGGCAUACCGUACAACUCGUUACUGAUGUACGUGCGGGGCAAAUACGGCAAGAGCCUCAAGCUAGAACAGCUCAGAAAGGACUGCAUAGGCGGUCCCAACGCGCCCAUGGACAUGCUGUCGAUGGCAGGCAGCAAUAACAACAACAAUUCGAUGAAACCGAUGGAAAGGGAACCGGAACCGAUCCAGCCCAAUACAAGGCCUUCGAGUACGGACCAAGAGCCGAUGCCGCAACCGCCGGUGUUUAACCCCUUCUCGCACAACUUCUAUCCCGAUUUCGGCACGGGAUUUCCCAUCCCGGUUAGUAUGAUCCACCUGCUGCCGCAAAGCGAAAAGAACCGGGUGGAUCACGUCCCCUACGGGCAGACGACGUUACCUGACGACCUCGACUGCAAGGAGAGGGUUAAAGACGGCGAGGAAGAAGGUCAGCAGGAGUUGUUCAGGCCGCAGGCGAUGGCAGUCGACGAUAGGCGCGAGCUGGUGCAGCAAAACGGGCAGGAUUGAGUAUAGACUGCCCUGCGGAGGAUGUUCUUUGGCGAGUAGGCAAAUCGUAUUGUCGUAUUGUCGCGGCUAUCCCCAUCAAUAUCCCGCGACGUUGCCAAAGAGCGUGCUCGGCCGGUGAUAGCGUUAAGUAAAUAGGGGCAAUAUUAGACUAGGUUCUAGGGAAAUUUGUAAAAAAAGAUAUAUAUGCGACGUCUCUGACGACGACUCUUUCGUUGAGUUGUGUUGUUGCGUAACCGAUUACAUAGAUUAAGCUGUCUGUGCUUCCUGGGGUCCCGUGGCGGCGGAGGGUCACCCCCUCCUCCUACAGGAUUUUUCAGAUUAAUUAAACGUCUCAUCCUCGAAAGGGUCGAGCCGGAACGGAGUUGUGUAAAUGAAAUUCGUUCGGAAUUAAUUUCUAUAAGACUGAUAUAUAUCAUAUUGCCAAUAUGUUCCGAUGUAAACGAGACGAUGACGGGAAAGAUAGAGAGAAAAAAAGAGAGAGAGAGAGAGAGAGGCGACAAUUUUAUUUUUUACCGAUGUCACUAUAUACAGUUCCUCAGAUAUAUACAGAUUUUUUACCGAGAUAUUUACUCGUUAUUCUAUAUACAAAACGGAUUUUGUUGUUAACGACAAACCUAAGAUGCGCGCGCACGCGCGCGCAUGUCACACAAUAAAUUCCACAUCUGCGAUAUUAGGAUUUUCUAAAACGCGACUACAGUUUGUACAGUAUACAGUUUAUUAACGGUAAUUAUUGUCGAUACCGCUUUUCCGUUUCUCGACGACAGAUUUUAUAUUUUCUUAAACGCCGUGUUAUACAUGUUUCCUAAUUUUCCACCAUAUUUUUAUACCUCCACGAUACAAUAGCGAUACCGAUAUAGGUUAUAAUUAUAGAUAAACUAUCCAGUUGUUGACUGACGUCACGGGCGACGCGUCUGGAAGAAAAAUCGCGUACUUUCCUCUCACUUGGAGUUU
Molecule: messenger RNA, 2996 nt
Organism: Cylas formicarius (sweet potato weevil)
Lineage: Eukaryota; Metazoa; Arthropoda; Insecta; Coleoptera; Brentidae
Product: protein jim lovell
Exons: 5
Coding region: 321-2045 (574 amino acids)
Biological process (GO): regulation of transcription by RNA polymerase II
Cellular component (GO): nucleus
Molecular function (GO): DNA binding; protein binding
Source: RefSeq, a predicted model, not a curated record